UGAUUCUGCUGCGACUCUGAAUUUUCAAACUGCACCAAAAACACUUCAGAGCAACAUCGCCAGGCUUUUCUAAACAAGAUGGCGGCACCAAGCACCUUGCCAGCUCUGCUGGACUCAUUGACGCAGUCUUUAACGACAUCGCUCGACGCAGCGCCCAUAUCCUCGAUUUCGCCUCCCGAGAACGGAAUUUCUCUGCUCGACACCAAGAACGAACUCCUUCUCUCGUACCUGCAAAACCUCGUCUUCUUGAUUCUUCUCAAGUUGCGCAACGCCAAGAAGCAGUCCAGCGAGGACGAAGGCGCCAGCGAUACCACCGAGACCGUCGUCAGGAAGCUCGUGGAGCUCAGACUAUACCUGGAGAAGGGUGUGCGCCCCCUCGAGGACAAGUUGCGAUACCAGAUUGAGAAGAUUCUUCGCGCCGCCGACGAUGCCGAACGGAACGCCCACGCGGUCAAGGCAGCCAAGGAUGCAGGAUCCGACGACUCUGCGUCCGACGACGACGAAUCAGACGGAGACGAAGAAGAGGAAGAGGAGCUCAAGGCUGCUCAUCUCCAGGCGCGACCCGAUGCCUUUGUGCGUCCGGCCGCGGCAUCUACUGCCAUUGCCACUGCUCAAAAAGACGGCGUGUACAGACCUCCAAGGAUCGCGCCGACAGUCAUGCCGUCGGAACGCCGCGAGAAGACGGACCGCCGGCCGCUCAAGUCUGCGACGAUGGACGAGUUCAUCGAGCACGAGAUGUCGACGGCACCGAUCGCGGAGCCCAGCAUCGGCACGACCAUUGUCAACGGCGGACGCAGGAUGAAGACGGCGGCGGACCGCAAGACGGAAGACGAGCGUCGCGAGUACGAAGAGACCAACUUUGUGCGUCUGCCCACGCAGAGCAAGAAGGCCAAGGCGCAGGAGGCCGCCAAGACGGGCCGCGGCGGGCGCAUGCAGUUCGGCGGAGAGGAGUGGAGGGACUUGGGCGAAGGCGUCGACCGCAUCAACAGGCUCACCUCGCGCAAGAGCGGCGGCGGCACGCGCGACCUGCUCGACAAGAGCCGGAAGCGCGGCAGAGAGACGACGGACGGGCCGAGGGGCAGCGGGCAGAUGGAGAUGGGCGAGAGAUUCCAGAAGAAGGCCAAGAUGCUGGAGGCGGGCCGACGCGACAGAGGCAAGCGAUAGACGGAGCGGAGACCUGCAGAUACCCCCAAAAACACGGAGCAACAUACCGAGCCAGCUCAAGGUCCUGGAAGUCAGUGUGGUCUAGAACCAACAGAGUCGGCAACAUGUCACGACUGUUGAUUGGUUGGCUGUGUAACAAGACAGUUUGUGUGUGUGUGCCUGUCUGUCUGUGUCUGUGUCUGUAUGUGCGCGUAUACGUAUGUGUGUAUUGGACCCGGCGUUUCCCAGUUGUUGGCCAUAAAAUCCAGCAUGACGCGCUAGCAAAGGCGGGAGCGGGAACAAAAACCCGAUCGGCCAGGAACUCGCAUAAAAGUCCCGAUGUAUCCAUCCGUACAAUUGCCUGCUUAGCUCUCGAGCCUAGGUACCUGCUACCUGUACACCGCUGAACCAACCUAACCCGCCCGCACUGGAUUAAUAC
Messenger RNA from Colletotrichum destructivum, 1582 nucleotides. RefSeq lists its product as uncharacterized. The record is from RefSeq and is a predicted model, not a curated record. Bases 79 to 1164 code for a protein of 361 amino acids. Gene Ontology annotation, biological process: maturation of SSU-rRNA from tricistronic rRNA transcript (SSU-rRNA, 5.8S rRNA, LSU-rRNA). The transcript has a single exon. NCBI's taxonomy places the organism in Eukaryota, Fungi, Ascomycota, Sordariomycetes, Glomerellales, Glomerellaceae. Gene Ontology annotation, cellular component: small-subunit processome; nucleolus.